AUGCACGCCAGGCAUAGUGUUCAAGCGGGGACCGCACUGGCGCGCUUGACACCGUCACUUGGGCCCAGGGUCCAACACGCGUUCACAAGCCUCUACUUUACUAACCAUGUCGGCAACCAUCAGUUUUCCUUCCACCCUUCUGACCAGUCGCUUGGUGUAAUGGAAGGCACAAAGCGGAAGCGUGCAUCUACUCGCGACAAGCCUGAAAAGCGUCCCAAAUACACAGAUUCUAGCGACCUCGAAGCAGAUUCACAGACACAAAUACAGGCCAAGGGACAGAACAACGAAGACGACAACCUUUGGCUUGCCGAGGCAAUACUUGACGAGAAGGUCGAGAAAAAGACGCAGAAAUACCUAGUUCAGUGGGAGGGACUUGAUCCCAGGACUGGUGUGCCGUGGGAACCAACUUGGGAGCCUAGACAAAAUUGUACAGACUUGUUGCUGGCCUCGUGGGAAAUUGAAAAGACAAAAAAGGGUUGGACUGAUAGGACCACUGGCAAAGGUACCGGUAGGAGGGGUAAAGCCAGGAGUCGUACGACUGAUCGAGAACGACCAGUGCAACUCAAAUUGCAUCUCAGUCACAAGGCGGCUGUCCCAGCAACUAGCCCCUCACCGUCUACUUCACGUUCAACAACAUCGGAUAUUUGGCCUUCGACGCCUGAAGCCCAUAGCAUCAUACAUGAGGCAUCACUUGCAUCAAGUGCUGCGACAUCACCAGUACGGGUAGGUGCAGGUCUAGAUGCGCGAACGUCACCCCACCAAUCCCCACGAAUAACUAUUCUUCGACGUGGCAGUAGCUUUGACGCUGAGGAAUACGAACAUUAUUCUCAAUUGGCCACCUCACAAUCACAACCACAAUCUCAAUCUCAAUCUCAAUCUCAAUCACAAUCAACCAAUCUCGACAGUUCACAGCUGAUUGCUGCCACGUGCGCACCUUCAUAUCCAUAUUCUUCGGGCAGCAUUAUACCAGAUAGCCAGGACUCCGCAGGAGAAGCGAGCUUUCUACCUGCAACACAACACUCCGAGGACUCGAACCAACAAAGUACAGCCACAACCGAUUUACAGGAGGCCGAAGACGACGAAGACGCAGAUUCAGGCAUUCUAGAGAUUAUACAACAAGGUGUUCUGGGUGGGCUAUCGCCGGCACGGUCGAUUGCAGAGACAAUUCCAGACUCGAACACGGUUGGCUACUCGCAGGGUCCAAUUGAGAUCUCAGGAUCCAACACCCAGACACAGGUCGUGAUUGAAGUUUCGGACAGUUCUGCGACCACUAGUGAGGGCCAGAGUCAAGGAAUACAAGGGAGCAGCCAAGGCGGAAACCUGCACGUACAAAAGCACCAGCAAGAGGAACCUCAGGCACAUCAAGGGCCCAUGCAUCGAUCUGAGAGCGCUUGUGGUAGCAUUGUGCCUCAAUCGUCUCAUAACCCGGAAGACCCAUCAACUAUUUUAGAUGAAACUGUUCAAAGUGUUAUACAAGUUCCGCAUACACAAUCUCAGGACGAGAUAAUACCCAAUCGGCCAGCACAGGAUAUCGACAGUUGGAUCGAGGAGCCCCUUGGGCAAGAGAACGGUGGACAGGCUGUUGUAACUCAAAGCUCAGCUAGUGCAGUUGAACUUAAUUUGGGCGACGGGCAUACGCAAUUCCCAUUUCAAUCGCAGCAUCCGUUGCGUCACUCUCAGGACUUCCAGAAUUCUCACGAGGCAUUGGACGAAGAGGUGAACGAGGUGGCUGGCGGUGGUGUCCCCAGCCUCAGUUCUGCGGAGGCUAGUGCUACUAGCGUCGCACUGCCCCCACGCCAAGUCACGUUAGCUCCAGGUGCUCUAGCAACCGCAUUCGGGGAGACCAACGCUCCAUCUUCAUUGUCUCACGUGAAGCCUCAUCAACCAGGCCCAACAGCACUCGGCUUGAUUCCUCUUGCUGAGGCACAAGAAAAGCUUUUACUAAAAAAGCUUGCAACACGAGAGUCUCCGAGCAGUCCAUCGUCAGGAGUAGCUCAAGUGGAGUUGCGUGGAGCUGAACGGAACAACACCACUUCGCAAGCGACUCAACGAUCACAUAGUGUGUCUGGUAUUAUUCCACGCGGGACUUUCGCACGUCAAUCACAACCGCCUCAUUCCACUGAACCGUCUACAGCAUCUCGCGAACGGAUCGCGCAGGUUGUCCCAUUUGAAACUGAUCUAGGCACACAAGAAGACAUCACCGAGAGCAUAGAAAUAACUGUGGAAGAAUAUCAAGUAGCUGAACGUGGCAGUUCUCCGUCACGUCACGAUUCGUCCCAGGAUUCGCCGGAGCGACUGAGAUCUGAGUGCAGCUCUUCACCGAUUUUCAACCCACCAAACUUCUCGCUUGCUACCGUAGCUUCAAAGUUACCAUCAAGACCUAGCACACCACUCCCGACAUCUUCGCCCAAAAUGUCCGGCGAGAGCGCUGGCGACCAGGUGAAGCGAGCUCUUCAAGAGGCGCUGGAAAAGAAGCGUGCCGAGAAUCCAUUCACCCCCUCGCGGCGGUUAGCACGGCGAUUCAAUGCAAAUAUGACCCCGGCUUCUGCAAGUCCUUCAGCUGCCUCAGUAUCGGCGCGCAGACUGCUUGGAGCGAAUGCGUCACCUGUUGGCAACGAUGGAACAAGAUCGCCAUCAGCGGUACCUGACCAUGCGCCCGUUCCGCCCGCACCAACAUCCCUGAGUGCUGUCAUCGCUCCACCGAGCAAUGAUGUACCAGAGACUCUGGGUGAAGAUGCAAACAAAGAGAUUUCUGUUCAGCCAUUACCGACGACCGCCGAUGUCGAGGUCCUGGUCGAGGCAAAUCCUGAGCUGCCUUCAGAAGACUCCAGAGAUGUUGAAGUCAAUGACGCAGACGAUGAGGAUAGCGAAAGCCUCUUAGACGACGACUUACAGCUGGAACCAGACGAAUACAUUAUCCCACUAUUCAUUGAAGGGCGGCAACUGGAUAUGUACACUGCGCAUAUUCAGCAGCACAAAGAGCUGCUACAGCAAUUCUUGAAAGAUCCGCUUGGCUUCACCCCAUUAUCAAAGGCUGAGGAGGUUCUCAGCUAUCUUAGAGCUAUCGAAACGCAUGUGGACUUGGUAUUUGCUGAGGCUGAAUGGUCAUCGAUAGGUGAGAGUGCAACUCAGGUGGAGUUCACAGCCCAAUUUGGCAUGGAGAAUUCAGUAAAGUUCAGGUUCUUACACGCCUUCUUUCACCGCCUGCGAGAAUAUGAGAAGCAUGUCGUGUUGGUGAUAGCGGAUGAUAACGACGCACUCUUCCACAUCAUCGAGAUUUUCUGCAAGGCUAAAUGCAUAAACUACAGUAUGCCAACCAGGGGUCAUCAAGCGGACAUAAUGUCCACAGUCGGCAACAUGUCAGUUACGAUUAUUCCUAGCAGCGCUACACCUGUAAUUCGCGCCCCAGAUGUCAUUCUCUGCCUCGAUGGCAUGCAGGAGGCAGCCAAGAUACGACAAAAGAAUUGGGCCCAAUCUCCGACUCGCGAGAAUGUGCCUGUCUUUCAUUUGGUUAUACCCCGGACUGUUGGUCAUAUUGAACGUUAUGUAUCGAAGUCUCUGAGUCACCCGGAUCAAUUGCAUACCAUUGUCGCAGGCUUGGCUCAAAUGAGCGUGAAUGCCGAGAUUGGGCAGCCCGUGGACGAGGCUACACAGCGUGCUUCAGUUCUUGCUGGGAUGGCUGUUGAUUGGCUUGUUGCCGGAGACAAUGGGGACCCUUGCUCGUUGCCCUCAAUCGGUAGUAUCAAAGAUGUCAUCGAGUAUCAAACGCAAGUGCUAUACUCACAAGAGUUGACAACACCUCCCGCGCCAGAGCGUAACAAGCGCCCAUUGGACGACGAGGAUCUCGAUUCGGCCAAGCGGAUGCGCUACACGCCUCAGCCUCACAACACAUCGAGUGUUAACAAUGAUCAAGAAGUCACACACGUCAGCGACUCUAUGCCGGGCACUGCGGCGAACCUCAAUGGUACUGCCAUCGAAUCGAACCUUCGUAGGCAACUAGCCCGCAUGGAGGAAGCUCUACAGGAGAAACUGCAAAUGUGGGAGAGACAAUUGACUGAGCAUGAAGAUCUCCGACGUGAGCAUCGGAUCGUGAUCGACCAUGACAGGGCCACGGAAGCUAAGCUGGAAGCUGCAACUAAAAACCUUGAGAUCACACGCGAUCGUCUUCUUACACGUACAGCCGAGUCAAACGAGAAGUCGCGUCAACUAGACGAACAGCGGGCUACAGAUGCUCUCUCAACCGACGAAAAGACCGCUGAGAUUACUAGACUACGCCAGGAGCUCGCAACAGCACACCUUGAACGAACUCGCGCUGUGAACGACUGUAAUUCUGCCAAUGCCCUGCUUGAAUACACAAAGGAGGCACGGCGCGCUGCUGAGCAGUCGCUCUCAGCUGCUCAAGCUACAAUCCAGCAACUCACCGCUGAAAAUGAGAAGCUCACGUACCAAGCCAGCGGCCAAGCCGCGAAGCUCAAGGCCUUGCACUUGGACCGUCAAACCAGUAAUUUGACAAGACAGCUUCAGAGUGUGAGAAACGAGAACGUCAUACUGAAGAAAGCACUGGCGCAGAAGGAGGAAGAGCUGCUGAGGGCGAAGAAUGGGAGGCAGGGUGUUGGCACGAGGAUGCAAAGCGUUACGCCGCAGCCUAAGACAAGGAGUCGCGCAGGCAGUCCGUUGGGUGGGCGGUUCAGUAAUUUGAGGAAGGAGUAG
Messenger RNA from Plenodomus lingam JN3, 4710 nucleotides. The record is from RefSeq and is a predicted model, not a curated record. Lineage: Eukaryota; Fungi; Ascomycota; Dothideomycetes; Pleosporales; Leptosphaeriaceae.